Messenger RNA from Fusarium oxysporum Fo47, 444 nucleotides. RefSeq lists its product as uncharacterized. The coding region runs from base 71 to 373 and encodes 100 amino acids. The record is from RefSeq and is a predicted model, not a curated record. The transcript has a single exon. NCBI's taxonomy places the organism in Eukaryota, Fungi, Ascomycota, Sordariomycetes, Hypocreales, Nectriaceae.
GUCGUCCCCCACGUUCUCAGCCAGCUCACCCCGUCAGUCGUAGGCAGGCGUAGGCAUCCGCCCAUCUUACAUGGUAUUUUCCUUGAAUAGCAUGCUGGUUCUGAUGAUGUGUUAUUCGCUUGGUGUUUCUUUGUUCUUUUCUCACACCCACCGCCGGCCAUUUGUUCCGGAAAGUCUGGAGCAAACAUCUUAUGCCGUACUUUCUAGCUUCUGUGGUGUUUUCCAGAACGAUGGAGCACAUAGUCAGCAGACGACUUCCAUGCAUGAGGGAGUCAUUCGGGAUCUGCCUGCAUUGCCAGCAAUGUUGAGGCACCGCAGCCUUGUCAUACCUCAACCAUGUUUCACUGCCCACUGCAUACGAGCUCGAGAAUGACGCGUAGGACAAGGACAAAUUAAGUAUCACGUUCUGAUCGGUGUGCAAGCCAAAGUUACCGGGAUACUGAC